This is a messenger RNA of Dendrobium catenatum, 2389 nucleotides long. RefSeq names its product pentatricopeptide repeat-containing protein At5g44230. Lineage: Eukaryota; Viridiplantae; Streptophyta; Magnoliopsida; Asparagales; Orchidaceae. Gene Ontology annotation, biological process: RNA modification. The transcript has a single exon. Bases 302 to 2212 code for a protein of 636 amino acids. The record is from RefSeq and is a predicted model, not a curated record. Gene Ontology annotation, molecular function: protein binding; RNA binding; zinc ion binding.
CAAUCCUAAUAAUCUUCAGUAUGUAAGUGUUUGUCACUCCCAUUGUUAUGGUGGAUGUUUUGGCGAUCAUGCCAAAACAUAGCUGCUGAGACAAAGCUCUGUUACCACUUCGUUUAGAAACCUGUGAUACAAAGGAAAGAAGAUGAAUCGAGAGUAACCUUUGUAUAUUCUUAAGUGUUAACUCGAAGCCCAUUAGUUCAGUAAUGAAGUAAAGGAUUAAAAGUUGAAGCAGAUGGUUGUCCUGCUCUACAAGGUUUAUCUAGAAAUAUACUUAAAAUGAUCAACUAACGGUCCUAUUCCGAUGAAAUUCGAUUCUGCUCUCUUCUACCUUCCGCCACCUCUCCCUUCCUUUCCUCGCCAACGAGCCCUCGAUUCCCUCCUUUUCUCUGCCAUUUCUUCCUCAUCCUCUGUCCUCCAACUCCGUCAAAUCCACGCGCUCCUCCACCGCUUCGGUCUCCAUGCCAGCAGCUUCCUCGUCGCCAAGCUACUACGCCGCCUAACUGACCUGGGAAUUCUCCCACCUAACCCUUAUCCCUCCCUGGUCUUUUCCCAAGUUCCUUCUCCCAACUCCUUUCUCUGGACUGCCUUCAUCCGUUCCCACUCCUCCACACUUCCUUCUGCUUCAGCCGAUGCCGAUUCUCCCCUCUCAGUCUACUCGCUCAUGCGGCGCCAAUUCCCACCGCCUCCUCCCCUCACCUUCACAUUCUCUGCUCUUCUCAAGUCUGCCCAAUCUCUUUCCGACGGUAUCCAGAUUCACGCUCAAACCAUCUCCAUCGGCGGCUUCGACAGUGACCUUUUCGUCCUCAACACUCUAACUGACAUGUAUAUUCGCUCUGGUCAUGUAAUUCAUGCCCGCCAGGUGUUCGACGAAAUGCCUGUUAGAGAUGUGCUUUCCUGGACUUCGCUUAUUGUUGCUUACAGUAGAAAUGGAGAUAUGAAUUCUGCUGCUGGACUCUUCCAUUGUUCUCCGGAGAAGGAUGUGGUCUCUUGGACUGCAAUGGUUAGUGGGUAUUCCCAAAACUCCCAGCCAAGGGAGGCUUUGGCUGUUUUUAAGAAAAUGCAGGAAGGCGGUGUGGCAUUUGAUGAUAUCUUAUUGGUUAGUGUGAUCAAUGCGUGUGCCCAGUUGGGCACAUGUAACUAUGCCUCGUGGAUUCGUCAGGUUGUUGAUCAAGCCGGAAUUCAAUUAAAUGUAUUUGUUGGGUCGGCAUUGAUUGAUAUGUAUGGUAAAUGUGGACUCAUUGAUGAUGCCCAGCAGGUGUUUGCUGAGAUGUCUGAAAAGGAUGUUUAUUCUUACAGCGCAAUGAUUUCAGGUCUUGCAGCGCAUGGUAGGGCUGAUGAAGCAAUUCAUUUGUUUGAGGUGAUGGUGAGAAGCACAACAGUGCGGCCCAAUCGGGUCACCUUCGUUGGGGUGCUCACAGCCUGCAGUCAUGCAGGUUUUGUUGAGAAGGGUCGCUGCUACUUUUCUCUAAUGAUGAAUGAGUAUAGAAUCACUCCAGAUCCUGACCAUUAUACUUGCAUGGUUGACUUGCUUGGCCGUGCCGGGCUUGUGGAGGAAGCACUUAAGCUUGUUCAGACCAUGCCCAUUGAAUCUAAUGGGGCAGUUUGGGGUGCAUUGCUUGGUGCUUGCAGGAUCCAUGUCAAGCCUGAAAUCGCUAAGAUAGCUUCAGAACAUAUCUUCAGACUUGAACCUGAUUCUAUUGGAAAUUACAUUGUGCUCUCAAACAUCUAUGCUUCUGCUGGAAUGUUGGAUGAAGUGUCCAAUAUAAGAAAAAUGAUAAGGGGAAGGGGGCUGAGGAAGAACCCUGCAUCUAGCUGGAUGGAGUCUGGUGAUGGUGUUAUCCAUGAGUUCUUCGCAGGUGAUGAUUUGCAUCCAAGAUCGAAGGAGAUAAAAGAAGUAAUAGAAUAUCUGCUACAGAGCUUGAGGUUGGUUGGUUAUGUGCCUGUGCUGAGCUCAAUUGUUUAUGAUAUGAGUGAUAAUGAAAAGGAGAGGAUUCUGAAGGGCCAUAGUGAGAAGCUUGCAUUGGGCUUUGGAGUGCUAACAACUGUUGUUAGAGGCGUAAUAAGAAUUAUGAAAAAUAUCAGAAUCUGUGAAGACUGCCAUCUGGUUAUGAAGAUGGCAUCUGGGGCUAUUGAAAGAGAUAUUAUUGUUAGAGAUAGCUUGAGAUUCCACCAUUUUAAGAAUGGACUUUGCUCUUGUCGUGAUUUCUGGUGAUCAUCAACUGUGAAUCACUAGCUGAAUUAUUGUAUGAUAAUAGUAACUUUUUUUGUUAAGAGGGUUUCUAUUUGAAUGGGGGAGACUGGAGAGGAAUUAUUUAAUGCUAUUUGAAGUUCAAUGAGAUGAGAAAUAACUUAUGUAAAUUCUUGAUGGAAUAAAGCAGAAAUUUUUGAA